AUGGCCUCUCAGUCUCUGCCUCCAGUCCCUCCGCCACAAUGGGUCGUGGAUUUGAAUUCUCCCAAGCCACGUCCCUCCAAGGCCGCCGCCAGCAUCCCAGACCCUCCAGGCUUCACUAGCAGUCGAUCAAGCGGCAAGAAUCGCUCGCAACAGCAAACGCCGACUCCAGCCAAACCCGCCGAGACGGAUACCCUGAAGCUCAAGAAAGCUUGGGAAAUAGCGCUCGCCCCCUCGAAACAGAUCCCUAUGAAUGCCAUCAUGAUGUACAUGUCCGGAAACAGCCUCCAGAUCUUCAGUAUCAUGAUGGUUUUUAUGCUCUUCAAGGGUCCGAUCCAGGGCCUGAUCAACACCAACACGGUAUUUGCCAAGUUCGACACGGAAGGAACCCGGGGAAAGCUUCUCGGCGUCAAGGCGAUCUACAUCGUGAUGCAAUUGGUAUUGUUGGGACUGGGAGUGUGGAAGGUGAAUGCAAUGGGUCUACUACCGACUACGAGAUCGGACUGGCUGGCGUGGGAGUCAGAACGACAGCCUGUGGAGCGGGCUUAUUUUGCUUUCAGUUGA
Aspergillus terreus NIH2624 is the source of this 561-nucleotide messenger RNA. RefSeq names its product ER membrane protein complex subunit 4. Gene Ontology annotation, biological process: protein folding in endoplasmic reticulum. The record is from RefSeq and is a predicted model, not a curated record. Lineage: Eukaryota; Fungi; Ascomycota; Eurotiomycetes; Eurotiales; Aspergillaceae. Gene Ontology annotation, cellular component: EMC complex. The transcript has 3 exons. Bases 1 to 561 code for a protein of 186 amino acids.